Molecule: messenger RNA, 3303 nt
Organism: Ectocarpus siliculosus
Lineage: Eukaryota; Phaeophyceae; Ectocarpales; Ectocarpaceae
Source: the annotation of a GenBank genome assembly
AUGCUAGCGAGGGGUUUCCGCCCCGGGGGCGAGAGCGCCGCCAGUAACGAGGACGGGGUCGAGGGAGAGGUUGGCGGCGAAGGCGACUUCGACGACGGGUGGGAGGAGGGCGAGGGGCAACAGGAGGAGGAGGAGGUGGAGUGGUACGAGGACACGCCCGGCGACAUGGGCCGCUUGGGGUGGAGCCAGGUCUGGAGGAGGGGCGACGUGACGGCGGCUGCGGCGGGGGCGGGUGAGGGCGACGACGACGGGGACGGCCUGGACAAAGGCUCGAGGGUGUUGGCGAGGAAGUGCCGUAAACUCCUCCUCGCCGACACCGCUGGAUCAGCUCCUUCUUCGGAGAGCGGCGACGAGAUCCUCGGACCGAAGGGGCUGAGUGCGCUGCUCCGGCUGGAGCUGACGGGAGCGGUUUCCAUGGAAGGCGUGCUUGUGUCGGCGCUGAGGGGGAGGUCGUUGAAGCGAGACCACGGGUUUCUCGGCCGCUUGGCGCUGCAGCUCCUGUCGGGGAUCGACGCCGCACAUGCCUCGCCUCUGUCCGACCCGGAAGUGCUAAGCCUGGUCGUGGAAGAGCUGGAGGGCCUUGCGGAGAUACUGGCGGCGCCAUCGACGACGGAGCAGCUAAGGGUCUUCGGCUGGGCCAGGGAGACCCGCCUCGCCCUGGAGCUCUUGUCGGAGACCCUCCUUGACUGGAUGGAUGAGAACCAGGCCAAGCGCUCCUCCGGGGUCGGGGAUGCCGUGAACGGGGACGAGGAGAACGAUGACCCCGGGGGUUACUCUUCCAUGAGCUUCGGAAGCAGCAAGAAAAAGAAAAAGAAGAAAGCGAAGGCCAAGGGCGUUGGCGGGGGCACUAGCGCUGGGAGUUCGACCGCGAAAGGAGGCGUCCGCGAGGAGGGGGGAGGGGACGCUUGGAGGGCGGAGGCGGAGGCUACGGUGUUGUGGUGGUGGGAGACGGACGAGGAGGCGAGGGUUCCUUGGGCCGUGGCGAGGCUUCUCGGCCUGCUGCUCAGGCGGCUGGACCAGCCCCAGCGCACCCAAGCCGUGCUCCACCCCAUCCUCGUACGCUCCCUGGGGGGACCCGCGCGCCUGCGGCGCUUCCCCCUGGCCUUCCUCGAAGCCUUCCCGGGUCUCCUCCUUCGCUCAUCGCCCACCGCCGCCGGAGCCCCCGCGAACGGUCGGUACUGGGGGGGACAGGAGGAGGAUGGGGCCAAGGUUGAACGGGGUGAUGGUGUCUUGGCUCCCGGGCUGUGGCGGCGGGCUGUGGCGGCGGUUUUGUUCCCGCCGGCAGCGGGGGGCGGUGUCAAUAGCGGUGGUGGUGUGGGCGGGGAGAGCGCGGGUGUUGUUGGUGGCGGCGGUGGGGGUGGAGAUGGGGCCGCGGUUGUCUCUGCGCGAUUGAAGCUGGUGUGCUUCGGUGAUGUGCGGCGGGGGCAGCAGCGUGAAGGCGGAGGGCCGGAGGAGGAGACGGCCGACGACCUGGCCGACAAGAUCCUGCAAGCCAUCGGCUCUCUUCACAGCAACCCCGGGGCGGAGGCAAAGGCCGAGGAGGAGGGAGGGUGCGCGUUGUGCCGGGGGGCCGGCGGAGGGGGUUACAGCGGUGGCGCCUGUGGGGGCGACGAUGCGCUCGCGAUGUCUUCGGGGCUUGUCUUUGUGGCACGGGGGGCGAAGGAGGAAUUUCCUGGUGAGCUUGCCGUUCCAAGGGGGCGAGGGGAGUCCAUCGCGGUGGAGGCGGUGAGGGCGCUCGGGCUGCUGGGGGUCGGGGUGGAGAGCGGCGGGUUUCCUGUCUUGCGGCGUUUGGUACUCGCCAUCCGCCGCCCCGGCGUCUGCCAACGUGCGGCCGCUCUGGCUUGCCACGUGUUGGCUCAGUGUGCCGCCGCCGGGCGUGGAAGUAGCGGAGGCAGGGUCGUUCGGUCCGCGAGAGGUCUGGACAUGCGCGCCGCCAACGCUGCGAGGGCCCUGAUGGACGCCUUGAGGCCGGACUCGGAGGCGGAAAAGUGGGAGGCUGGGCAGCUGGACGAGGACGUCAAGCUACCCUUUGGCGCCAGGGCACAGGCCGCUUCUGCGCUCCUGUCUCUGCUCGAGGGACGCUACGGAGAGUCCGCAGCCGAGAGCGAGCGGACCAUCGUAGAGUGGGCCCAGAGACUGAAGCCGGAGGAGCGCCUGUCGGCGCCCCUGCCGCUGCUCCUGUCCAUCACGGCCACGCUGUCCCGCCCUCCGGCCCACGUCAUCAACCUCGCAAGACGGCCCUUCAGAUGGAAGGCAGUUUCAGAUUCGGCGAGGCGGCAGGGAGUGUGGCUCCACCGGCACGAGGCUGUCGACUGGAAGGCUGUGGAGGCUUCGUCCAUGAGUGCGAAGGGGUGGAUCAGCGACAAGGAGGUGGCGUUGACUUGGGCCACGGAGCUCAACACCAUCUACGACAAGGACUGUGAAAAGGAGACCACCCACGUCAUGCACCCUUCGGAGCGAGCGUGCGCCGCGAGCCACUUGGACCUCUGGAGGCGCCAUCGAGACUCAAAGCUGGCGCCCUUCAUGCCGGAGGUGCACCCUGACGCCGUUCUCAUUCUCGAAGAUGACGCCAAGCUCGAGCCCGGGUUCUUGGAGGCUGCCAAGGCUACAAUGCUACAGGCUGCAGCCAUGGACACAGUGCGAAAGAAGAAGUCGAUCGGACUCUCCAAGGAGUGGGACAUCAUCUACCUUGGCCACAUUCUCCCCGUUCCCAUCAUGGACGGCAUAGCCAGGGCCUCAAAAACCAAGAAAAACGCGGCCAACGGCAACGGCGGGGUGGAAGAAGGAGGAGCGGCUACAGACACCGCAACAACGACGGCCGGGGCGCCAGCAGGGGACACCGCCGCCGCUGAUGCUGGUGCUGGUGCUGCAGCGGCGGCCACCGCUCUGGGGCUCGUGGUCGCCCCCGUGACCUUCGCCUGGGGCCUGCACGCCUACCUCCUCACCCGACCGGCGGCAACUCGCCUGUCCAACAGCCUCCCGGUGUCCGCCCCCGCCGACAUCUUCGUCGCGAGCAUGCUGACGAGCACCGACAGCGGCAGGCCGGUGCUGGCCGGCCGGGCCGUGCUGCCGGCCCUUGCGACGACGGCGGGUGGCGGGGGCGCCGGAGAAGCGGCGCUAGCGGCGGCGCUUGGCGGGGGGGGCGGCGCCGCCGACGACGAGAGCGUCGGAGACGUUGUGUCCACCGGGACGCGCAGGGCGGGAGCGGCCAACGGCGUUCGGCUGCCGCCGGGGAUGGGACCGGGGGCAGCGAGCCGGGGCCGUAGGGGCGGUGGCGGUGGCGGCGGCGGGGGCGCGCCGUGA